This is a messenger RNA of Phacochoerus africanus (Common warthog), 6174 nucleotides long. RefSeq names its product crystallin beta-gamma domain containing 2 (gene CRYBG2). Gene Ontology annotation, molecular function: structural constituent of eye lens. Lineage: Eukaryota; Metazoa; Chordata; Mammalia; Artiodactyla; Suidae. The coding region runs from base 186 to 5372 and encodes 1728 amino acids. The record is from RefSeq and is a predicted model, not a curated record. Gene Ontology annotation, biological process: visual perception; lens development in camera-type eye. The transcript has 20 exons.
UGGGCAGCAUCUGGACCGGUUCCCCGUCUCUGGUAUGGACGACGGGCGGGGCACUGUUUGCUCGAGGGGGGGCGGGCCAGAGGAGGCGUUUCUCUGCAAAUGAGCGGGAUCCGGGUAUCCCCCGCGGUUGCAGAGCGGUCAGGUGCCCUGACUCCCUUGCAUUUUCCCCGGACUUCGCCUUUGCCAUGGCCGAGCGGCGCUGGGGCCUGGGGGCCCGCCUGGCUCGCCGACUGCCUGUGCUAGGCGUCCGGAGGGAUCGCAAGGGGAAGAGGACCCCGGAGGAGGCCACAUCCCGGGAUAGGCCCUGGGGUGGCCGGAGCUGCCCUGACCUGGCCCAGAGCCAGGGCAGUGCCAGCAAUGUCAGCCUUGAGGCCCAAGCCCAGAGCGGCUCAGAAUGGGACCUCUGGGCAGGGAGCCGUGGCUCCUGGCUUUGGAAGCGAGGACACAGCUCAGGGGGCCCCGCCGAGCCUCUGGGGCGCCUGCAGAGGCCAGCUGUGGGCAGCGCCUCUGACCUGGCCAACUAUGCCUCUGCGGGACCAGAGAGCCUGGCAAUGGCGGUGACCUCAGCAGAGCCUGCUCGGGCCAGGUGCCCCUCAUGCCCUCUGCCAUCUCCUGGACAUUCAGAACAGGGGUCUCCAGGCUGUGCCUGCCUGCAACCUGCAUACGUAGCCCCGGAGGUUCCUUGGAGGCCUGAGCCACCCAGCAACCUGGAAGACACGCUGCCCCGCCCAGCAUCCUUCCCCAGGGCAGAGGGGACAAAGGGCAAGCCUGCCAGCCUGGGGCCAGCCCUGCCAGAGACCGCCCAGACCCUACUCAAACGUCCCUCUGCCAGGAGGACCCGCUACCACAUCACCGUCACCCUGCAGGGGCGUGGGCAAGCACCUGGGGAGGAGAGUGAGGAGCCCAAACCGGCCCAACCAGCUCUCCACCCCUGCGGCCCUGAGGAAUCCAAGGGCUGGCAGGAGCCUCCUGAGGGGCCCCGCCCCAUCACAGGGUGCCUGACUGACCUGCCUCAGGAGCCCCGGCUGAGAGCUCCACCACAUCAGGGGAGCAUGGCCCAGCGGCAGGAGCUCCAGACUGGCCAGACCCCUGGAUCCCCGCACAGACGCGAGCUGGACCACGGUGAGCCAAGGACCCCUCAGGACAGGUGGUCAGGGCCCAACAUGGAGGAGGCAGGUGGGCCCCCGGCUCAGGCCAAGGCCCGAGUGGUGAGCGCCACACUGACAUGGCGGCAGCGGCCCCCUGCCCAGGAAGAGAUCAAACACCAUUUUCAUAAGGUGUCCCUGGUGUCAGGGGCCCCAUUGGAAGCCCCCCAGGAGGAGAUGUUUGAGAACAGCCACCAUCGAGAGGAAGUAAAUGGCUUUGCUGCACGGGAAGUGGGGACCAUGAGUCAGCAGGGCCCCUGGGAUGGGGCUGGUGCCAAGAGCUUCCAGAGCCACGGACCCAUCUUUUCCAAGAAGUACACGCUACCCCGCAAGGAGAAAAGGCCAGUGGGAAGGCCGAAGGAGGCUGUGGGCCAGGGUGAUGGCAGUCCCCUGGACCCCAGGACUGAGCCACCCAGCUCAGGAGCCAUGGCCAAGACUGAGUUUUUGGUGCCAGUGCACGGGCCCCGUGAGCCAAGCCCCCACCCAGGUGUGAAUAUCAUCAGCGAGAGCCCUCCGAACCCCGAGGAACGGCGGGUGACACGCACUGUGCGGACCACAGUGAUGCUGGGAGGCCACGUGGACCGACGCGUGAACUACUCUGUGACCAGCUCAGGGGGACCAACGCUCUCAGGCGAAGCCCUGCGCAGGGGCCGCACUGUCGCUCGCACGGUGCGGGCAGUGGUGUUGAGCCCCCGAGCAGAGGGCUCUCCCAGCCGCAGUCAGGCCCUGGAGCUGCUCAGUAGCCUCGUGCCCGCUGAGCAUAGCCUGCCUGCCAGCCGGCUUCCCAGGCCUGUUGUGCCAAGGAGUCCAGGUCCGGGCAGCACAGAGGGUGCAGCCCUAGGGCAGCUGCCUGACAUGGGGACAGCAGAGCCAAAGGACAGAUCUUCCCUGGUUCCUGCAGGCAUCCCAGAGGAUGCUCACCCACCUCAGAACCAGGAUGUGCCGGCAGCCCAGCCAGACCAAGACCAGGACAGAGCCCUGGAUGCCAGGGUCCAUGAGCUCCCAACGGUGCAGAGAGCCCCCAGCCCCACCCAUCUCCCUCCCCAGACCUCUCAGGGCCAGGCACCAGUACCCUCCUCGCCCAGACUCCAGAACCACAACCCCCCCUCCCUGGACCGAGUCCACCCCCCAGAGCAGCCUGAGCUACCUACUCACCCUAGGACCCAGCUCACUCUCGAGCCCAGGGAACCCCAGGUCCUGCCCUCUGUAAAAAGGGAAGAGCUUCCAGAUCCCCCUGCUGCCCCCAUCCUGCCCAUGGCGAAGACUGAGGUUGUUAUAGUCCCUGGACAAUCUCUUGCUCCACCCCCUACGAAAAAGAAGGCUGUCACCAGCCCAGAUGGUCUUUCUGCUCCAUCCUCCCCAAGGAAUAAGGUGGUUCAGGACUCCGGAAAUGUCCCUAACUUCUCCCUUCCUCAAAAAGAGGUGGUGCAGGAUUCUAGUGCUCCUGCUGCCUCAUCCUCCAAACAAACCAAGGUUGCCCAGGACCCAGCAGGCAGCCCUAGCACCCCAAAAAAGGUUGUCCUGGGUAUUGGAGGCAGCUCUGCCCCUCCCCUCACCAAAGAAGAGGCUAUUGAAGGCCUGACAGCUCCUGCUAUCCCAUCCCCCAAACAGGAUGAGGUUGUGUGGGUCCCUGAAGGGAGCCCCAUCUCAUUUCCUACCCAAAAAGAGGUUGUCCAGGGCCCUGGUGCUCCUGCAGUCCUGUCUUCCACCCAGAAAGUGGUUGUCCAGGGCCCUACUGUUCCCCUUGGCCCCUCCUCCUCAGUAGGCAAGGUGUCCCUCAGCCCAGGAGGUCCCCCUGCACCAGUGCUGAUGAGACCAGAGGCCAGCCGGGAGUCCCAGCAUGUCCCUGACUCCGCCAAGGGCAAGACGCUCCUGGAGCCAUCAAGGGAGGAGGAGGAGGUGGCCUUGACCGCUGACCUGGAGAUUUUCCUAGAUACCCUGCGGAGCAUGGAGCCCCCCGAGAUCCUCCGCACUCACCGGCUUCCACGAGCCCCCCGGUCCUCCUACCUGGCCAUGUACGCCACACUGCCUGCCAUCGAGGAGGACCAACCUGGGCCAUGGAUGCCAGGACCCAGCCCCCAGGAGGUGCCCACACUAGAAGAAAAGGGGGAGGAGAAGGGAGAAGAGGAGGAGGAGGAACCAGAGAACCCCUACCUGAGCGAUGAUGAAAAGCUCCAGCGCAGGCAGGAGAAAGCUGGGCCCAGCUCCUCCCAGGACUCCCAACCUACCCCGCCCCCCCAGGUCUCUUACUCUCCCCUAGAGAUGAUGAAGAAGCAUGUAGCAGGUGCAAAGGGCCCCUACUCGGAACUGGGGCCAGAGCGGCACGCAAGCAGCAGGCCCACUUCCCGUCUUGGAGGCAGCCUUCUCUUUGGGGGUCUGGUACCUGCCCCCAAGGAGGCCCCUGCCUUGGAACCACUGGGCACAAAACUGUCUGCUCUGCCACCCCACGGGGCACCGGGACUCAGGAAGGUGCCAGGACAGCUGCCCCUGCUCUACAGUGAAAAAUCGCCUCCAGAGAAGCCUGCACGUGCCCAGUCCCCAGAGGGGUGGAGCCCAGCACUGAAGACCCAGAGCAAGCCGAACACCAGGCCUGGAAAGAUGAUCCUCUUCUCAGAGCCUGGCUGCCAAGGCAGCAGCAGGGAGGUUUGGGGAGACACUGCUGAUGCUUCCAGCUGGGCCCGUGUGGCCUCCAUACGAGUAGUUCGAGGCUGCUGGGUGCUAUAUGAAGAGCCGGAGUUCCGGGGCCGGAAGCUGGUCCUGCCUGAAGGAGACGUGGAACUCGGAGCCCCGGGGCCGGCGUGGAGUCCCCAAGGCAUCGGCUCCCUGAGGAGGGUUGUCCGGGACUACAUUAUCCCAGAGAUCAGCCUGUAUUCUGAGGAGGGCCUCAAGGGGGAGCAAGUGAGGCUAACCAAGGCCUUAGAGGACCCCCAGGGCCUGGAGAAGCCCCUGCAGGUGGCAUCUGCCACUGUAUCCGCAGGACUGUGGCUUCUAUACCCCAAACCCUUCUUUGAAGACACCCCCUGCAUCCUGGAGCCUGGAGAGUACCCCAACUCAGAGGCCUGGGGUGCAUCAGACCCCAGCGUGGGCUCCCUGAAGCCCAUGAGAUUGGGCUGCCCAAGUGUGGAGAAGCCAGGUGAGCCCAAGGCCGUGGUGUAUGAGGCCCCAGACUUUCAGGGCCAGAGCUGGGAAGUGAGCCGAGACAUCUACAACCUUCAGCAGCCAGAGGACAGCCAGAGCCCCAACUUGGCCUCUGUGGGGUCCCUGCGAGUUCUUGGGGGCUGCUGGGUGGGCUACGAGAAGGAGGGCUUCCGGGGCCACCAGUAUCUGCUGGAGGAGGGGGAAUACGCUGAUUGGUCACACUGGGGAGGCUAUAAUGAGGUGCUGACCUCCCUGCGGGUCAUCAGGACGGACUUCGGGGACCCGGCCGUGGUGCUGUUUGAGGCCAUGGACUUUGAGGGGCAAGGCGUGGAGGUGAGCGAAUCGUUGCCAGACGUGGAGUUGGCGGGACACGGCCCCCGCACGCAGGCCAUCCACGUGCUCAGCGGCGUGUGGGUGGCCUAUCAGGAGGUGGGCUUCUCCGGAGAGCAGUACGUGCUGGAGAAGGGCGUGUACCGCAACUGCGACGACUGGGGCUCGGGCAACAGCGCCCUCGCCUCGCUGCAGCCGGUCCUGCAGGUCGGGGAGCGCAAUCUGCACUUUGUCUCCAAGAUUCAGCUUUUCUCCGGCCCGGACUUCCUCGGUGACCACAUCUCCUUCGAGGAUGACCAGACGUCUCUGCCCUCCUCCUUCCAGCCCCAGUCUUGCCGUGUCCACGGCGGCAGCUGGAUCCUGUUUGAUGAGAAGAACUUCGAGGGUGAGCAGCACAUCCUCUCUGAGGGCGAGUUCCCCACACUCACGGCCAUGGGCUGCCUGGCCUCCACAGUCCUGGGCUCUCUCCGGAAGGUGCCACUGCACUUUUCAGAGGCGUCCAUUUUCCUGUACGGGCUGGAGUGCUUCGAGGGGAAGGAGAUCGAGCUCCGCAGGGAGGUGCGGAGCCUGCAAGCCGAGGGCUUCAACAACCACGUGCUGUCCGUGCGGAUCAAGGGGGGUGUCUGGGUGCUGUGUGAGCAUAGCGACUUCCGGGGCCGCCAGUGGCUGGUGGGCAGCUGCGAGAUCACCAACUGGCUGACGUACAGCGGGACCCAGAGGGUGGGCUCCCUCUACCCCAUCAAGCAGAUGGGGAAAUAAAGGCCCAGAGAAGUGGACAAGGAUUUGCUCAGCAACCUUGGGCAAGUACUUUAUAACUUCCAUGGCGCUCAGUUUCCUCAUCUUUAAAAUGGGAAUGCUAUGUGUGCUAGAAUUGUUUUCGGGCGGAAGAUAAGGAUGAAUGGAAGUGGUUAAUUACUCAACAGACAUCAGCUGUGAUUAGUGUCAUUGUUACAGUCACCACCACCCGAGACCCCCAGGUGAUGUGUGGCAGAGCCAGGUCUGAUGUCUGACAGCCCAGGGUCUGCCCUGCCGUGGUACCUCUUCAGCAGCGGUAGUGCAUGCAUUUCUCUCCCUAAGUCUGGGGGUGCACAUCUGUGUUCCUCUGUGCAUCCAGACUUUUAACAAAAUAAUGCAUGGGGUCGGCUAAGGGAGCACAUAGCAUGCGUGUACAUGGCUGUGUGAAUCCAUGCGUCUGUGUCUGCUGCGGACUCCUGUACACCCAUGAGGACCGUGGGCGUAUCUGCCAGUGUGUCCGGGUAUCUCUACAGACGUGGAACUGUUGGAUGUGCAGUGCAUAAGAGCUCCCGGUGUAUGCGUGAGACAGAAGGGGUGACUUAGGGGCAGGGUUGAGGAUGGUUUGAGGCAGGAGGGAGAGCUUGGGCGCUUGGGAUACUGGAGGGUCCGGAGUUAAAGGCGUUGAAGGUCCAACUGGGGAGUGUCCCUACACAGAGACCCCUGACUCUCAGCUCUCCCCAUUUCCCAGCGCCGGGCUUACUUCCGCCUCUGGAAUGCGGCACUGGGGGGAUUCCUAGCAGUGCCCGACCAUGUGGAGGACAUGAAG